UUCAAUUUCCAAGUAGAGCUUUUGGUGACUUCUUAUCCAACUCUAUUUUUUGAUUGUCCUUAACUUGUAGCACGACUAGUGUUGCCGAUUAGCUUACAUUUUCUCAUAACCUAUUAGCACUGUAAUAUGCCAAUUUUAGAGAAACGCAAUAUAAAAAAAGUUAGCAGAAAAUCGGUUUCCUAAAUUACUGUAUUUUAUUAUUGCAAAUAUUUUUCUGAACGCUUUUCAAAUGUGAUAAAUGGACGCUCAGUGACAAUGUUAAGGGUGAUGAUGCCAAAAUAUUGAACGCCGAAUUGUGAGAUAUAUGGAGGAUUAUUUUUGUAGCUGUAGUUUUCAGCGUCAAAAAUAAGUACCUCUAAGUAAAAAUUCGUAUAUAUAGUAGUUUUUCGUUUAUAAUUUUUUAAAUUCUUUACAUAAGCAUUGUUUCUAAACAAGCAGUAUUUGCCGUCUUCUUCGUAUCAUGCGGAUAUUUUUUUAAUGGCAAACGAAAUGUGGAGAUAUAUUUCUCAAUUAUGAAAUAUCAUUAGUUUCAAAUCCAUCUAAGAUUGGUCAAAAGCGAUAUUUCUAUUUUGUUUUUAAUGUAAUAUAGAUAGAUUGUGGCCUUCAAAGAACAUCAUAAAAUUCUUAAAUUUUCAAGUUUUUAAUUGCAACCAAUUUUUAGAAUAUAAUAUAAAUUGUGCGAAUACUGACAGAGAGAAAAUGUGAGCGGCAACACGGAAACUGGCUUUACAAAAGCGACGUGUAUAAAACGUAACUGUGUUAAAGAGUUGUUUUUGCAGCCGUAGUUUUAAUAUCGGUGAUGAGUGCUUUCGUUGUUCUUAUAAAAUAAAAACAUAAAUAACAGCGGGUAAAUACGUGCAUUAAUACAAAUUUAUAUAAAAAGUAAUUCGAAUAUAUUCGAAUACAUUCUGAAAACAACUACAAUCACGUGAAAAGUGACCAAAGCAAUCUGAAAAUAAAAUAUUGAUUUUAUUGUUCGUUUUAUUAUUACCGUUGGCCAAACAAUUCGCGCGGUCUCGGUCUUCCAAACAGUCUCGUACUCUUUAAACUUGCCCUCCCUCUCAUUUCUCAUCUGCUUUCUUCUGUAUGCCUGACUAUUUUUCCUCUUUACAACCCAACAAACCAAAUCGUGCCAAUAAUUUUUACUGUUUGCAGAAAGUUUUUACAUCUUGUGUACAUUAUAGAGAUUUAGAAUUUCGUAUAUAUAUGUUGAACUUUGGUAAGACACAUUCUUACCAAUGCUUUCCCUUGUUCAAAUGAAAUUCCGCGCAUUAUUGGUACUUUUAUCAAAAGUAUGGACGUGCAUCUGUUUUAUGUUCAAUCGUCAAGUCAGAGCUUUUGUCCAGUAUCAACCUGUCAAAUAUGAAUUGUUUCCGCUGUCUCCGGUUUCGCGGCAUCGGCUCAGUAUUGUGCAUCGGAAAACGCUCGUUUUGGAUUUAGACGAAACGCUGAUUCAUUCACAUCAUAAUGCGAUGCCCAGAAAUACAGUCAAGCCCGGGACGCCACAUGAUUUCACAGUAAAAGUGACCAUCGAUCGUCAUCCGGUACGAUUUUUUGUGCAUAAAAGGCCUCAUGUCGACUUCUUUUUGGAUGUUGUGUCUCAAUGGUACGAUCUAGUGGUCUUUACCGCCAGUAUGGAAAUUUAUGGCGCCGCUGUUGCCGAUAAAUUAGACAAUGGUCGUAAUAUAUUAAGACGUCGCUUCUAUCGUCAACAUUGUACGCCAGAUUAUGGUUCAUAUACCAAAGAUUUAACAGCGAUUUGUAACGAUUUGAAUAGAAUAUUUAUUAUUGACAAUUCACCGGCCGCAUAUCGUUGUUUUCCCCACAAUGCUAUACCCAUUAAAAGUUGGUUCUCCGAUCCAACGGAUGUGGCGCUAUUAUCAUUGCUUCCUAUGUUGGAUGCCCUUAGAUUUACGAACGAUGUGCGUUCAGUCCUAUCACGAAAUCUACAUUUACACGGUUUAUGGUAGCAGAUCAACAAAUUAAAAAUUUGGUGCUGUGACACUUGAACGAAUUUGUUUAUGAUUUCAUUAUACUUGUAUUGUUUUAUAUAAAAAAAAAAAAAAAAAAAAAAAAAAAAUAUGCUAAGAGUUAUAACAACAGCUACAAAGAACACAAAAAGUAAAUCAUAAUGACUAAGGCAAAGAAAAAUUAAAAACAUUAAAAACUGACGUAAACGGAGAAGCUGAAGUAACAUUUUCGGUAAUGAAGAAAUGGAGAUAUGAAGAUGAAGGCAAACGCGAAAGCGAAAGCGAAGGCAAAGAUGAAAACGAAUGAAUUCUUCCUUCCUGUCUUUACUGGGAUUGAAGUGAAGGAUUGCGAAGGUAUAUGAUUAUUAAAUAUUAAUAAAUAAACUGACGGUACACGUUAUAAUUGUUAUUUAACAAAAUCAAUUGUGAAAAUUUUGUAAUUUUUUAAACGCCAUUUCAAAGACACCAUUGUAAACUUCUUCGAUGAUUGCUGGUAGGCGAGCAAGUUCGGUGUUCUUUUUAUUUUUUUUUUAUUUUUUUUAUUUUUUUUAAAUAUAUAUUAUAUGUUUAUAUAAGUACAUCAUACAUUAUGAAUUAUUUCUCUAAUUAAAUAUUUAUAUCAUUUAAGUUCUAUUUACCUUUCGGAAAAAAAAA
This is a messenger RNA of Glossina fuscipes, 2624 nucleotides long. RefSeq names its product CTD nuclear envelope phosphatase 1 homolog (gene Dd). The transcript has 5 exons. Gene Ontology annotation, molecular function: protein serine/threonine phosphatase activity. NCBI's taxonomy places the organism in Eukaryota, Metazoa, Arthropoda, Insecta, Diptera, Glossinidae. The coding region runs from base 1239 to 1970 and encodes 243 amino acids. The record is from RefSeq and is a predicted model, not a curated record.